AUGAACCUCCCAAAGGUCCCGAUCUUGCUGGCGUGGAUUCUCAGUGCAUUUGCUGGUCCAGGACUCUGCUCAGAAGUUGAGACUCGUCUGGUGAAAGAGCUGUUUACCGGAUACAACAAGGUGGUACGGCCCGUUAACCACUUCAGUGAAGCUGUCGUGGUCACUGUGGGACUCCAGCUGAUCCAGCUCAUCAGUGUGGAUGAAGUAAACCAGAUUGUGACCAGUAACGUCCGUCUCCGACAGCAAUGGUUGGAUGUGAAUCUGAAUUGGAACCCUGAUAAUUAUGGAGGAAUCAGAAAGAUCAGAAUCCCUUCAACAGACAUAUGGAAGCCUGACCUGGUGCUAUACAACAAUGCUGAUGGUGACUUUGCCAUCAUCCAUGAGACUAAAGUCCUGCUGGAGCACACUGGGAAGAUAACAUGGAACCCUCCAGCCAUCUUUAAGAGCUACUGUGAGAUUAUUGUCCUCCAUUUCCCAUUCGACCUGCAGAACUGUAGCAUGAAACUCGGAACCUGGACAUACGAUGGAUUGCUGGUAGUCAUUAACCCAGACAGUGACCGGCCUGACCUGAGCAACUUCAUGGAGUCGGGGGAAUGGGUGUUAAAAGACUAUAGGAACUGGAAACACUGGGUUUACUACACCUGCUGUCCCGACACACCAUACCUUGACAUCACCUACCAUUUCCUGAUGCUGCGGCUGCCUCUCUAUUUCAUUGUUAACGUCAUCAUUCCCUGCAUGCUGUUCUCUUUUCUCACUGGAUUGGUCUUCUACCUGCCGACCGACUCUGGAGAAAAGAUGACUCUGUCCAUCUCUGUCCUGCUGUCUCUGACUGUCUUCUUGCUGGUUAUCGUGGAGUUGAUCCCCUCCACCUCCAGCGCUGUUCCUCUCAUCGGGAAAUACAUGCUCUUCACUAUGGUGUUUGUCAUCGCGUCCAUCAUCAUCACCGUUAUCGUCAUCAACACACAUCACCGCUCGCCCAGCACACACACCAUGCCCCCCUGGAUCCGCAAGGUCUUCAUUGAAACCAUUCCCAACAUGAUGUUCUUCUCCACAAUGAAGCGUCCCGGUCAAGAGAUCAGGCAGAAGAGGAUGUUCCCUACUGACAUGGACAUCUCAGACAUCUCAGGUAACCCAACCCCUACCAGUGUCACCUACCAGUCUCCCAUCGCCAAAAACCCUGAUGUCCGCAGUGCCAUUGAAGGGGUGAAGUACAUCGCUGAGACCAUGAAGUCAGACGAGGAAUCGAACAAUGCUGCAGAGGAGUGGAAGUUCGUUGCUAUGGUUUUGGACCACAUCCUCCUCUGCGUGUUCAUGGCUGUCUGCAUCAUCGGGACACUUGCUGUGUUCGCUGGGAGACUCAUCGAGCUCAACAUGCUGUAAAAAGGCCUGAUCCAAGAGGGAAUGAGUGUGUUUUUUAUCUGCAUAAAUAACACACAUGCAGAUGAGUCAGUAAGUUGUUUUUCAUGGACUGAUUCAGCUGGAAUUGGUUGUAAAUGUUGUUGACAUGCCGUCACUGACUGAGACUGCAGUCAUUCAGGUAGAUUGAAGGCAUGAGUCUCGUGAUCUUGAUGGGUUGUACUUGAAGGUUUUUUUCCACUAACAUUUUUACAGUAUUUUAAUUGUUUUUCUACUAUGUUUCUGUUGCUGGAAUCUAUCUUGAGGGUCUUCUUGAGUUAGUUUUCUAUUGCUCUUAUGUAUGAGCCAUGACAGUUUGGUUGAUUUGUUGUCAUUUUGGCAGCUUUAUUUAAAGUCUAGGUCAGGAGGAUUUCAUUGAAACUCCAUCAAUUCUGAGAAUGGAUGCUAUAACAUAAACACGUACUUUGUAUUAACAUUUUAAAUAAAAAUGUCCCCAUAUCCAUCUCCAUCUCAUGUCCGUAAGUCACAGUGAAUUUUAAUGUGUACACCCAAAGUACAGGAGGCCCUCUUUGUUUUUCAAUCCACUUUUAUGACAGUCGUGGAGACUGAGUCUGGUUGCAGGCAAAAUACUUUCCUCUCUGGAAGUUUUAUUGUUUCUUUUUGCCUGACACUCAAUUAACUUCUUCACUUUAUAUUUAUAAGUUAUGGCUGUGAAGUAUUGUGUCAUUUUCAUGGACAAGUGUGAAGGUUUGCUUUGUCACUGAGUCAGCUAACUUCCUUCAACAUUGUUGAACAUUUUGUAAGGAGCUUGCUACUUUUAAAUAUUGAUUUUUUUUUUAUAAAUCAAAUUUCAACUAUAAACUGGUGUGCCACUACUCUGUAACACUGGUUGCACAAAGAGAUUUUCUACCUGUGAACAUACCUGACAUUAACAUAAUUUCAGUAAAGCAGUUCAUACAACAGCUUCUUAUUUUGAUACCAUCUGCUACUUUUUGACAGCUCCAGCAGUGCCAUAGCAAGCAAAAUAAACAAACAGUGACAUAGCUGAAGAGGAAUACAAUGGAUGUGAAUAAUUCCUUGAAUGUGUAAAAUUGAAACAUCACAACUGCAGUGUUGCUGCCUGUGUUUACAGCGACCAGAAGAUGGCAACUUGAUUUAUUUCGCAGCUGUGAUUCUAUACGGCAACAAACUGCAUGUCGUUUUGUUAUGACUCAUUCAUUUUUUAUAUAUCUGCAGUUAUGUAUCGUUGGAAUAGAGUGAAAAAUAAAAAACUGUUAAUUGUA
Messenger RNA from Notolabrus celidotus (New Zealand spotty), 2639 nucleotides. RefSeq names its product cholinergic receptor, nicotinic, alpha 1 (muscle) (gene chrna1). Bases 1 to 1380 code for a protein of 459 amino acids. Gene Ontology annotation, molecular function: acetylcholine-gated monoatomic cation-selective channel activity; transmembrane signaling receptor activity. Lineage: Eukaryota; Metazoa; Chordata; Actinopteri; Labriformes; Labridae. Gene Ontology annotation, biological process: nervous system process; signal transduction; monoatomic ion transmembrane transport. Gene Ontology annotation, cellular component: postsynaptic membrane; synapse; neuron projection. The record is from RefSeq and is a predicted model, not a curated record. The transcript has 10 exons.